GUGAGCAAGCUGUAUGAGAAACAGUGGCGAAUAUGUGGCCGGGGUGGAGUGCCCGCAGGCUUAGCUCGUGAGAUCGUAAGAAGAGAUCAAGCAGCCUGCUCGCGAUCGAUAAUAGCAGGAGGGACGGCCCGAGUGAAGGGCAGAUCGAUAUUCAGUCUAAUUGGGAAGCAGUGAAGUGAUUCGAUUGUGGAAUAAAAUAUUGUAUUAUAAGUGUAGAGUUGAGGAAAAACAAUCGCCAAGAUAACUUAAUAAGGUGAAGGUCCAUGCGUCAUGAAUAAAUGACCGAGGAGGCUCGCACUGUGCGCUAAAGUGGUCUGCCAAUCUGCCCGAUCGUUGAGUGUCGAAUGUUGCUGAUUCCUAAAUCAUUCAAGGCUGGAUUAAAUCAUGUGCAGCUAGAGUCAGCUGAUGAAAGGGACUCUUUCAAUGUGAAACUUUAUGGAACAUGGCUGCGCCCAGUCCGGGCAAUUGCUUAAUCCUCCUUUUCCUCGUCCUCAUUCUUUAUACCGGUUAUGCAUUCAGGAUACGCGAUGUUCCUGCGUCCUCGAAUCCCGAACGGCCCACCAGUUGCCUCGGACAUGCCAAGUGUCCCGUCGAUAGACCAACCACUGAUCCGUCACCCGCAGACUCAGCUGGGACGCGCAGCCGUCACGUUGACGCCACUCGAGGACGAAUCACCAACAAAAUAACUACCAGGCAUCAACCAUCUGCCGUUAACGAUGACUCGAGCCCAGAGAUUCUUCAAGAUAACAGAGUUAAAGGGAAAGCUGCGUCGUCCCCUUCCUCGGGAAAGCUCGACAAAUGGCCAGGCAGAACGGUCCGAUUAGGUCGCCCUUUAAGCAAGCUGCCCCGAGAAGACGAUGACGAUGAUGUUAGCGUCAGUGAGAAAGAUGAGGAUGAUGACGAGGCCGAUGACGUUGAAGACAUUGACGCUGAUGAAGAUGAUGACUCGGUUGACGGGACUGACGAUGAUGCUGGCAGCGAGGAAGAUAGUACAGAAGUCAUUGACGCUGAUGCCGACGACGAUGACGAUGACGUUGAAGACGACGAUGACGGAGAUCAUGACGAAGAUGACGAAGGUGAAGAUGAUGAAGAUGAUGAUGCUGAAGAUGACGAUGAUGACGACGAUGACGAAAAUGACAGCGAUAAGGACGAAAAAGUAUCGGAAGAGAUAUCAGAUAAUGUGGAUGGCGAGGAUGCAGAUAGUGAAGAAGAAGAACGCGACGUGGACAUCAGUGACGAUGAAAACGACGUGAAAAUCGAGAAACCAGAAAUUAAAGUAGUUGGGAAGAAAAUGCCAGCUUUAAAAAAACAUCUCAUCGUUGAUGAUCAAAUUUCUACCAUUAAAGAUUCGGCGAAAAGUCCAGAGCUCAGGAAAACGACUCAUGAGAAGCAAAUCAGCUCCAAGGCCAUUGAUAGCAAGGAUGGCCAACGGGAGAGCGAGGAUGAUCGUUCUGUCGUGCGUAAACCAGGAGUCAAAGAUGGCGCAGGAGUGAAAAAAGUGCAUGGUGAACCGAAGAAAAAAAAAGUGAAACAGGAAAGUGAGGAAGACGGCAAUGAAGAUGAUGAUGACGACAGUGAUGACGGUGAAGACGAAGAGGUCGAAAAAGCACCGUCGACACCCGUGCCUAUGAGAAAAUUAGAAAAAGUUCGAUUAGCUGACAAAGAAAAAUCGAAAAUGAUGGAAACUCCGAAACCCGUGGAGCAAGAAAAACCCGUCAAAGCGAGCCCAGCAAACGUAGACGAGGCGAGUACAAAGAAGAAGAAAAAUGCUGAAGCGGUGACCGCGAAACCCGAACCCGAGAAAUCUCAACCUACGACUCCAACGAAGCCGGAAACGAAAGCGAAGGCGGAUGCUCCUUUGAAAACCUCGAAGAUCGUGCCUUCGAAUGUGAAAUCCGAGACACCGAAGAAAUCGAAGACGACGACGACGAUAACGACGACGAAGGAAGAGGUCAAACCGAAAAUCGGUAAAGCCGACGAAUCUAUUGUCGUUAACGAACCAAAAAAAUCAAGUGCCAAAAAAAGUGGCGCUGACGGCCGAUCGGACAGGAAAAGUUCGAACGCCAAGAAGCCAGUAGAAGCCCCGAUAUCCUUGACCCAGCUCAAUAAUGCCAUACUACAAGUGCCGACCUUCGUGCCAAAUUUCACGGCCGUCGAGGAUCCGGCUUGUCAACAACACGGGAAAAUAUUUCUUCGCCAGCUGCGUGGCUACAAAUUAUGGGCACUUCAAAUGCUUGAUUCGAGCGCCAAGAUACCCUCCGGUUUGCUGCGCGGUAACAUCAAUCAGUUGGGUGACUUUGAUCAGUGUUUGGGUGUGUCAGCUCGUGUGAAAGUGGACGAGAAAACGGUAAAAGUUCAGGGCAAGUAUUGCCUCGCGACGCUGGACUUACACGCUUUGAUUCCGGACAUGAAAGUUCCCGUCAACUUUAUGCAGAGUCGAGGAUUUAUUCGUGCCAGUAUGCGCGACUCAGGACAUUUCAUACCGAGAUUUACAACCGCCAACUGGGCACUGUGCAUUCCGGCGGCCUGUUCAGCGAAAGAUGCUCAAAUCGCUAUUGAGAGUGCCCUAAGUCACAUCAAUUCGACCGCUGGAUUAAGAUUCAGUAUUGAUGUUGAUCCGGACAUGUGUUACGUCCGUCAAAAAUACGAAACCUAUACGAAAGAAACAAUUGGUGUACUAUACUUUUAUGCGAUGAUUAUUUGUGUCGUACUCGUUGCUACUAUCCGAGAUUACAUCGUUUGUCCACAAGGAAAAGGCAGUUAUUCGGAAAGGAUAAUAAUGUCCUUUUCUCUGAGAAGGACAUGGAAAAUAUUGACAAAGAUCGAGAGCGAUAAUAGCGGUGAAAUAAGUUGCGUUCAUGGAAUAAGAUCGUUAGCGACUAUCGCACUUUACGUGGCUCAUAAAAUGAUACCGACGUCACAGAUCCCUUACGCUAAUCGGAUUUUCCUGACUGAGAUCGCGAAUAAUCCGGCGAGUUCGUUACUGAGAACUUCUCUGGCUUACACGGAUUGCUUCCUGCUUCUCAGUGGACUCCUAACUGCCUUCAAUAUGGCACGUGAGUCGGCUAAGAAGGGCGAAAUUCGUUGGUUCUGUCGACUCGUAGGAAGAUUCAUUAGACUCACUCCCUCACUGCUGGUGAUGGUCUUUUGGUACGCAUACGUCAUGGAACACAUAGGAACUGGUCCUCAAUGGCAUCGCGUUAUUGGUACAAACGCCGAGCUAUGCAAACAAAAUUCGUGGACUAAUUUUUUGUACAUACAAAAUUUUUUUCCUUUCGAAGAAAUGUGCGCAACUCAUACUCAUCAGUUGGCCUUAGACAUGCAGCUCUCGUUGAUAGCACCGAUGCUCGUUUUUUUCCUGAGCUUGAAACCCGUUAUAGGAGUUCUCGUGAUAUUUUUUAUCCUUCAAGUUUCAGCGACGGUGCGUUAUUUUGCCACGACCAGUAAUAAUCUCUCGCUCGUCAUAUAUCAUGGAAUGACAAUGAAGCAACUCUAUAAAACAGCAAAUUUGACCUACGCCCUGCCACUGCAUCGAGCAACUCCAUACGUUUUUGGCGCUGGAUUAGGCGUUCUACUGCAUUAUACUGGAAAAAACGUUCGAAUAUAUCGAAUUUUCGUAUUAUUAGGGUGGUUGAUAGCAAUGGCUCUGGGGGCGUGGACUUUGUUCUCACCUUGGCACAUGGCUAGGAGAGAUUACGUGUACGAUGUUGAGGAAGCAGCUCAUUAUGCUGUAAUAGCUCCCGUCGCCUGGUCGAUUGCAUUGUGCUGGACAAUAUUUGCCUGUUUCACUGAACACGGAGGUAUAAUCAACAAGAUUCUUUCGAGUUCCUGGAUGAUUUUAUUCAGCCGCAUAUCAUACGCUGUGUAUCUCUGUCAAUUCGCAAUAUUUUUCUACAACGUCGGAACGACGAGAUACUCGAGCGAUGUCCAAUUUCAUAGAUUUAUUGAUCCAUACGAGGCGAUUUCGGUGGCUCUAGUGUCCGUAGUUCUUACAUUACUAAUUGACAUUCCGAUGCAGGAAGUUAAGAACGUGAUGAUGGAGAGUACCGAUCGUUUAGGGGCGCCGAUCGGCGGUGAGACGUUGGAGGUCGAGGAGAAGGAAAACGUUGAGGAGGACAAGAUGGCUCCGGUUUCGACGGAUAAGGGCCAAGAAAAAGAGGAAUUAGAGGAAGAGAAAGAAGACCAUGAGUCAUGGGAUCGUCAAGAUGACGCGAUCGACGGACUGACGAGGCUCGAGGAAACAGGGGAAGAAGAGUACAUGGAAAGAUGGCGACCUAGAAGGAGAAGCCGGGGACAAGAAGCGUAUGUGAGAAGCGAAAGGUACGAGGAUGAAGAAGAGGUGGAUGAAGACCUCGAGGAUGAGGAGGAGGAAGAGGAGCGACCAACGGAAUGGAGUUGGGUGAGAGACCCUCGGAAUAGGACUGCUGCGGAGGAUGAUGGCCUCUUGGAGCACGGAAGAAGUCGCAGCAGCCAGCGAGAAUCUUACAUCGAACAGGGUCAGAGGGAAGAUGAUCGUAGACGAGACAGGCGUUCUCAAUCGCGGCAAGGAGACCGGAUAGCUACGGAAUCACCAAGAAGUUCCCUCAGAAGAGAACGUUCAACCUCCAGAGCCUCUGAGGCCAGGACCCGAUAUGCAGAAGCUGACGAUUCAUCUGCCAGCAAACGAGCCAUCAGACCAGAGUCUCGGGGUAGUUCAGCAAGCCGAGAUCAAGACCGACCCACGACGCCAUCUUGGGCACCCUCCAGGCGAGAGCGGUCGUCAUCGAGGGCAUCGGAAAGCCGGCCUCCUUCGAGAUCUAGUUUCACGGGAAGGGAACCCGAUCGGACGGCUUCCUGGGAAUCCUCGCGACACGAGCGAUCACCCUCGAGAGCCCCGAUGACCCCGCGCCGGGAAGCCAGUCGACAAGCCUCGUCGGAAAGUGAAGAAGAGCUUUCUCAAGCACCUCGAGUCCCAGUGAAAACGACUCGAAAACCAGUUACCGUCGAGCCCAAAGUUAGUGACGAGGAAGAUUGGGAAGCUGAACUGAGGAUAAGACGCAAGAUGUUGAUGGAACGACUGGCUUCGGAAGAUCCUGAUUCGAGACUCGACGAAGGUAACGAUGGUUGGAACUCUAUCAAACGACGCUCCUCGGCUGAAGGGAAAAUUGCCCUGCUCAAGGAACCGACCGGAUCGAACGUCAUGGAUUCCUGGACGGUCAGCCGGGGACCUAGGGUUUCACUUUUAGGCUCUUCCCAGGAAACCGAGGAUGAUAUUUCUGGCUCCCAGUCGCAACGGGACUCCCUCCAACGGGAAGAGUCUCUUAAAGAAGAUGACAGAAGUGACGAGGGUAGCAGCCUUGAGCAGUCGAGAAGGCGUUCUUAUACCAGUGGCAGUCAAGUUACUUCCCUCGAAGAGGAGGAAGAUAUUGCCAACAAUGACUUCGUCCUCAAUAAAGACAGCAAGCGAAUAACCAUCAUGGAUCUAAGCAAAUUGUCCCAGCAGGAGGAAUCUCCAUCAGGACUUGUUUCUGAGGUCGUCCUCACAGAAGAACAGGAGGAAGAAGGUCACCGACCUAUCAUGGCAACCCUUAAGCUCUUCAAACGAGAGUCCAUCGUCAAAAGUCAAGCCAGCGAGGAAGAUCCGGAGUACCUCCUGCCAGAAAGGCCCAAAUUGCAGGAACAAGAUCAGGAUCAUCCUUUCAAAAAAGCAUGGCAACUGCAAAAGUCCCGCUCCGAAGAGGAUCCACAACCUUACGCCCUCAAAGAGGUCAAAACUGCUCCAGACAACUCGAGAAAUCGAACCACGAUUAAAGAAAAUAAAGACAAAAACGACUCCGAAGAAUCCGAGCCGGCUAAUAGUUCGAGCGGCCCCCAAUCCACAUUGACCGAGUGUCAUCCUGACGACGAUGAUCUUCCGAUUCUUAGUAAAAGCUUUGACCUUGAUGAGCCAAGCUCAACCUCCAAAUCAAUAUCCGAGGAUUCUUCCAAGAUCGAAUGGCCCAGUGAGGACGAACAAUUCAACAGCUACAAGCUUCGAAAAAAGCGCCUUCCUGAUGAGGGCAAUUGCGAAUGGGAACUCGAGGAGACCUGAACUUCGAGAUUUAUUUUAUCACUUGUCAUUUUAUUGUUACAUAAAUUAAUAAAUUAUUCAAUGAUUGUA
This is a messenger RNA of Venturia canescens, 6139 nucleotides long. RefSeq lists its product as uncharacterized. Lineage: Eukaryota; Metazoa; Arthropoda; Insecta; Hymenoptera; Ichneumonidae. The coding region runs from base 443 to 6070 and encodes 1875 amino acids. Gene Ontology annotation, molecular function: acyltransferase activity, transferring groups other than amino-acyl groups. The record is from RefSeq and is a predicted model, not a curated record. The transcript has 13 exons.